Salvelinus sp. IW2-2015 is the source of this 1852-nucleotide messenger RNA. Lineage: Eukaryota; Metazoa; Chordata; Actinopteri; Salmoniformes; Salmonidae. The record is from RefSeq and is a predicted model, not a curated record.
AACGGGAAACUGGGGACCGUCCAGACGGUGGGCAACCUCUACCGGUCCGUCUGGCCCCAACAAACAGACAGGUUAUGGGAAAUCAGCAUGAACUCCAACCAGCCCUCACACUGAAGGUCACGGGUCAGAGUACCAUUGCCUUCAUUUAUGACUUUGUGGAGACCUUCGAGGGACCUCACCCAGGAUAUGCCCUCAUCUCUGGCCGUCCAAAAACAGGUAUGCCUGCCAUGCUGUUGGUAUCAGUGUUGGGCAGAAAGGGCCCAGCCUCUGUAAAGGUGGCCAACGUUGCCUUGGUGACAGUGUCAGGGUCAGAGGUCGUAGGCGGGGCCCUGGAAGACAUGGGCAACGGGGACUUCCUAGUUACGGUAACCAAGGUCCCUGCGGGGGAGUUUGUGGUGCUGUUGAACGGGACAGACGUGGUCUCCUCCACCGUGUUCCAGAGACAGUCCACCACUCAGAUGUCRGUCUCCAAGGUUACCAUCAAGGCCGUGGUGGACAGAAGCAUGGAGCCUGGUAAACCCUUCACCCUUCCCUUCACCGUCAUGACCGACGCCACUGGAGGCAGCUACAAAAUCAGUGCCAGAAACGACAGAGACUUCAAAAUGAAUGUCCCUGGCAGCAUCGCUGUGACCACUGGAGGAAACGCCACCGGUGAACUGACCAUCACGGUGCCCGCCAACACACCAUCAGGAACAGACGUCACCCUGACCAUCGAGGCUGUGGCCCCCGGGGCGUCCGACUCCAACUACGCCGUCCUGCGCCUCUCUGUCGUCACCAAGGUGACAGAUUUCACCCCUCCCCAGUGUGAGGUGGUCAGCGUCUCGGUGGUCGACUGCCCAGCUGACCCAGCAGCCUGCAGCUCCGCCUUCUGGCAGCUCUCUGCCAACCUGACCGAUGGCGUAAACGGCACGGGCAUCGCCAGCCUCAAACACCGCCAGGGAGCGGGUAACCUCACCCACACGGACCUGAAGCAGACGGUUGUUGCAGCAGCGUUCAACGCUUCGUGCUGCUCUCUGACAGUGGAGCUGGUGGCGGUGGACAAGGCCAUGAAUGUCGGCACCUGUCGYUUUUCCAUCGUCCGCAYRGCGGGACCGCCCUCCCUUGCCCUGUCCCUCCCACUGUUGGUGUGUCUGCUGGUCUCUGCCCUCUUCACUACGUCCCUCAGAGACUUACUUAUCUGAUCUAAUCCUGCAUUAAUAACCAAGUGGGAAGGUGGAAAUUACCCGUUGUGAAGUUGUAAAUACCUGUUGGAUUCAUUCACGUGCUUUGAWCUCGUUGAGAAACGCAAAUUGGUUAACAAGCUACUUUAACCAUAAACUAAAAGUACAGCUUUCAUGCUUUUAAACAAAUUAUAGUGUUCAAAAACCAUUUUAAUAAUAAUGUUUUGUUGUUGCAUUUAACUACUGGACAUGAUGUUAUUGAGUUAAUAUCCUUAGUAGGUGACGUUAGAGGUCAACAUGUGGGGGAAGAUGUUGCUCAGGGAAGAUAGACUAGUAGUUACCAGUUGGAGGGGCAUUCAAGCGGAUUUUCCCAGUCGUAUGUGGUAAAUACCACCUUCCCACGUGGUUGUGAACGCAGGGUAUGGCUCAUGUAUUGACUGCCUGACCAAUGCUGCCUCUUGAAGUUAAAAGGUUACGCUCCAGGCCGACUACAUCGCAGACAUUGCAUUGCAUCAACAAUGGUUCGUGUGACAAAGCCAACAUUUAAAUGAAUGUCACUUUAAAAACUGCCAGCAGUACUCUCUCUCUGUGCACUUUCUCAACAUGUUAUUUGCACUGUAAGAUUGAUGUUUAAUUUUUGUAAGUCUCCAGUUACAUCUCUGUCAUGAAUAAAAAGCUACUGUGUGAAUGAC